AUGGGUUCAAUUGGUUUUGAAAGCUCAGGGACAGAGGUUGUCACCGUUGAUGUAAUUGAAGCCAAGGGUCUGAUUCAGACCAGCCAUGUUUAUCUGGAUGUCAGGACGGUGGAAGAGUUCCGGAAAGGGCACGUGGAUGCAGAGAAGAUCAUUAACAUUCCUUACAUGUUCAAUACACCAGAAGGUAGGGUGAAGAACCCGGAUUUUCUGAAGGAGGUUUCAUCUACUUGCAAGAAAGAAGAUCACCUCAUUGUGGGUUGCCAAAGUGGAGUUAGGUCUCUUUAUGCAACUGCUGAUCUUCUGGCUGGAGGUUUUAAAGAUGUGAGCAACAUGGGAGGAGGUUAUCUGGAUUGGGUUAAAAACGAAUUUCCAGUGAAAGCACUUGUAACAAAAAAGGAGCUCUGA
This is a messenger RNA of Gastrolobium bilobum, 405 nucleotides long. RefSeq names its product thiosulfate sulfurtransferase 18-like. The transcript is spliced from 6 exons. The coding region runs from base 1 to 405 and encodes 134 amino acids. The record is from RefSeq and is a predicted model, not a curated record. Gene Ontology annotation, molecular function: catalytic activity. Lineage: Eukaryota; Viridiplantae; Streptophyta; Magnoliopsida; Fabales; Fabaceae.